CGGUCUUCACGAGUUGCAUCGUCUUUGACUUUUCGAUCCUGUAUUCUGUUGACUACCAGUCCUACCCGCGCAAAUCAUACGCAUGCUCAACAGAACAGAAAUUCUGGCCCUCUUGAAGGGGUGAAAAUUCUUGAUCUGACGAGGGUUCUAGCUGGCCCGUUUUGUACUCAGAUUCUUGCAGAUUACGGAGCAGAUGUAGUAAAAGUCGAGCAUCCACAGGGCGGGGAUGAUACCCGACUCUGGCGAGAAGCAGGCGAGGAGACUAUCUGGAAGCCAGAAGCGGGUAAUACGUCCAUCUAUUUCAACACUAUCAACAGAAACAAGCGAUCAAUUGGGCUCAAUUUAAAGAGUGAAAAGGGUAGAGAAAUCAUCCUGGAAUUGACACGCAAGGCCGACGUGGUCGUAGAAAACUUUAUACCCGGGAAACUGGACAAGUUAGGGCUUGGAUAUGAUGUACUGAAAACAGUCAAUCCGUCUAUUAUCUUGGCGAGCAUUUCCGGCUACGGAGCCGACGGUCCAUUUGCCCAGCGUGCAGGAUACGACGUAAUCGGGGCAGCCGAGGGUGGCCUGCUUCACAUCACCGGCGAACCAGACGGCCCUCCCACCAAGCCCGGUGUUGGGUUAAUGGACAUGUGUACGGGUCUAUACCUCCACGGUGCUAUUGUAUCGGCAUUGCUUUCUCGCGAACGGACAGGGUUUGGGCAAAAGAUCGACACCUCGCUGUUCGAAACGACAAUUUCGAUUCUCGCGAAUGUGGGCAUGUCGUGGAUCAACAUGGGUAAAGAGGCGCAACGCUGGGGUACGGCGCAUCCAACAAUUGUUCCGUACGAAGCAUUCAAGACAAAGGAUACGUUCCUUGUUGUUGGCGCGGUGAAUAAUAGACAAUUCAAGAACUUAUGUGAACGAUUGGGGAAUAAGGAUUUGGCAAAUGACUCUCGGUUUAUUGAUAACAACGCCAGAAUCCAGAACCGGAAGGAUUUGAAGCGAAUAUUUGACGAAUUGUUUAUGACGAGAACAACGCAAGAAUGGGAAAGUGCUUUUGAAGGAAGUGGUAUGCCCUAUGGGCCGAUAAACACAUUAGAGCAGGUUUUUUCGCAUCCUCAGGCUCUUGCCAGGGACAUGGUGCAAACUGUAGAGCAAAAUGCGGCAGUGUCAGGGAAAGUCAAAGUCCUCGGCAUGCCAGUCAAGUUCAGUCAGUCGAAGCCAUCUAUCAGAGACGGCCCGCCAUCUCUAGGGCAACACACAGAGGAAGUACUACAAGAACUAGGGCUAUCUCCGGAAGCUAUUUUACAGCUACGCAAGGCUGAUGUUAUUUAA
Talaromyces rugulosus is the source of this 1317-nucleotide messenger RNA. RefSeq lists its product as uncharacterized. The annotation marks the transcript as partial. The transcript is spliced from 6 exons. Lineage: Eukaryota; Fungi; Ascomycota; Eurotiomycetes; Eurotiales; Trichocomaceae. The record is from RefSeq and is a predicted model, not a curated record. Gene Ontology annotation, molecular function: catalytic activity.